This is a messenger RNA of Arabidopsis thaliana (thale cress), 1946 nucleotides long. RefSeq names its product F-box and associated interaction domains-containing protein. NCBI's taxonomy places the organism in Eukaryota, Viridiplantae, Streptophyta, Magnoliopsida, Brassicales, Brassicaceae. The transcript has 4 exons. The record is from RefSeq and is marked reviewed. Bases 71 to 1405 code for a protein of 444 amino acids.
UGUUGGUGUAAUUCGAUUUCUUCUUCUCACAUCUCAAAUCUCCGAUCAAAAUCCGAAAAAAAAAAAAAAAAUGGUGAGAGAUAUUGUAGACGAUCCGCUUGACGAAGAUGAUAUCGCUCUCGUCAAGACUUAUGGGUUAGUGCCUUACUCUGCACCUAUCAAGAAAGUGGAGAAAGAAAUUAAGGAACUCACCGAGAAGAUCAACGAUCUAUGUGGUAUCAAGGAGUCUGAUACUGGUUUAGCUCCUCUCAGUAAGCAAAUGAUGCAAGAGGGGCAACCUCUCCAGGUGGGUUAUGUUUCCUGUUUUAGAUAUAUCCCGAUCGAUCUCCUCAUGGAUAUCUUUUCGAGAGUUCCUGCAAAGUCUAUAGCUAGGUUUCGUUGCGUAUCCAAACUCUGGGAAUCCAUACUUUGUCGUCCUGAUUUCAAGGAGUUGUUCAUGACUAUGUCUUCGAUUCGUCCACCGUUGCUUCUUUUCACCUUCCAAGAUGAUGAUGGCAAUUUGUUCUUCUUCUCUUCACCUCACCCUCAGAUUCCAUGUAACGAGAAUACGUCUCUUGUACCCACCCGUUAUCAUGUUCAACAUACCACAGAUUCUUUUUCUGAAAUUGGUUCUCCUCUUUGUGGAUUCAUCUGUCGCCGAGGUAAGAGAAAUCUAGAUACUAUGGUAAUUUGUAACCCAGUCACGGGAGAGUCCGUAUCCUUACCCAAAGUGGAACUGAAGAGUAUUAAUACUGAGACAAGACCUUAUUUAGGAUAUGAUCCGGUCCGCAAACAGCUAAAGGUAUUGUGCAUCAAGUCUGAUGAUAUCCCAAAUACGUGUGAUGAGCAUCAAGUUUUGACAUUGGAGAAUGGAAACCAUUUAUGGAGAACAAUCCAAUGCAAACCCCAUUAUCCUAAAUCUGAUGGAAUAUGCAUAGAUGGUAUUUUGUAUUAUACAGCUGGGUUCGAUAUGCGGGCAAGGGUUUCUAUGGUAGUGUGCUUUGAUGUGAGGUCUGAAAAGUUUAGCUUUAUCAACAUACAUGUAUUCAUGUUGAUGAAUGACUCUUGUACUCUAAUCAACUACAAGGGUAAACUAGGUGCACUUCAGUUUACAUGUUUGUCUCCAAAACGUCUUAGGUUCUGGGUUCUAGUAAAUGCUGAGAAAAAUAUAUGGACCAAAUGUAUCUAUGCAUUGCCUCCUUUGUGGAACAACUUAGUUCAGCAUACGGAGUUAGCCAUUGUUGGAAUGACUGAUGGAGGUGAAGUUGUGUUGUCACAGUACUGUCUAAUAUACGCAUUUUACAUUUAUUACUUCAACCUUGAGAGCAAGAGUCUCACAAGAGUUCAAAUACAAGAUGUUGAAAUGUUCAAACGUACGAGAGUUUACACCUCUCUAGGCUAUGUUGAGAAUUUUAAACUUAUGUAAGUGUUCAACUAUUGUUUUAAUACUUGGUCUAGUUUAUUCUUUCAGUUGAUAAGUGUCUAUCUUACAUUCUUUUGUUCCAAGGACUGACUAUGACAGAGGAUUCAACACAUUUUCUCCUCAAGGGAGGCUAUUUUAAGUCGAGUCUGCCACUGAAGCUAGCAAGCUUUUCAUGGCUAGCAGUUUCACAGACAAUUCCACAACUGAAUAGAUGGGCAGAUUUUAUCCUUUCACAGAAGCGACCACAACAAACAGUUCUACCUCCACCACGCUAAAGAUCUUCGAUAGGCUUUGUCUCCACUCUGAAAAUAUUCCUAGGCAAAUCCAAGGAUUGUAAUUGGAAAUUGUUCAUCAUUUUAACUUGGUUAAUUGGAUAAUUUUAUUCCUUUGUUGGUCAUACUAGUCUGCUUUUCAUUUUCAAUUCUCUUGUAUUUUAAAUUGUUUAGGAAUACUUGUCUUCGUUUCGACUUUGGCCACGCCAACAAGAAACAUCUUAUGUAAUAACAGUCAUUAAGCUACUUUAUGUAAAAACAACCUUAUACUU